GGACGGUAUUGGAGGAAGGAAGUUGUGUGAGGAAGUAGUUGCGCAUGCGCGGGAGGAAGGGCUGUAUCAUGGAGACUGCAAAGGCGACUGCUGCUGCUCCGGCUGCUGAAGAAGGACUCCAACAGGCCGUCAAACAUGAUCCUGCUGUUGAAACAGCAGAAGAAGCUACAGAACCAGCAGAAGCAGAUAUCAAUGAGCUUUGUAAGGAUAUGUUCAACAAAAUGGCAGUUUAUCUGACAGGUGAACUGACUGCCACUAGUGAAGACUACAAGCUGUUGGAAAAUAUGAACAAAUUGACUAGUUUGAAGUACCUUGAAAUGAAAGAUAUUGCAAUAAAUAUAAGUCGAAAUCUGAAAGAUUUGAAUCAGAAAUAUGCUGGACUUCAGCCAUAUCUGGAGCAAAUCAAUCUAAUUGAAGAACAAGUGGCAGCUUUGGAACAGGCAGCUUACAAACUGGAUGCAUAUUCAAAGAAACUUGAAGCAAAGUACAAAAAACUGGAGAAACGAUGAAAGGACAUUAUGCAAUGAGACUUUUUUUGUAAAACAUAUGGCUCUUCCAUGCAAGAAAUAGGAUCAUGCGUCACUGACUUUCUGGAUUUUACAGAAUUUGUUAUAAAAAAGCAUUCUUGAAUAGAGUUAUGUGGGAACUCCUAGGAGCUGCAGUGGCUGCCCUUGGCUGAAAUCUUCUCCUGUAGAACCUAUCUUUUCUGGAUGUUCUUUUUUUUACUCAUUUUACAGGGGAUUAAUAUCAAGGCCACUCCUAGCUGCUUCAGCAAUCUGACACAGUAAUUUCCCCAUUACUAAUAUUUCUGCACUUACUCCCCUACGAUACAUAUGAUGAAUGUUGUGCUUUGCAGAGAUAUUGAUUUGUGAAAAUGAUGGCUACCAAUAUACUGUGAUAGCUACUAAAAUGGUAUGGCCUUACUGUAAAGUCUGUGUACGUGUUGUUUUUGAGAAAUAUAUAAUAGCUAGAAAGUAACAUAAAACUAUUUGCAGUAGGAGGAUAAUCUUCAGAUUUUUUUGGAGUGGUAUCUUUGUAGAUCAGUCCAGACUGUUUUCUCUUUGUGUCAUGAUUAGGCAGAAUAUGCAUGGGACUGGCUGGUUCUAAGUUUGCCCUGUCUCAGCAGCUACUUGACCUGUGGCUGAAGAUAACUGGUUUUUUGCCAGUUUGUGAUGGGUUUAUUAUAUUAGAGUUUUGGUCAGGCAUGGGCAAACUUCAUCCUUCCAGGUGUUUUAUAUUUCAACUCCAAUAGUGGAAAUUGAAGUUCCAAAAACCUGGAGGACUAAAGUUUGCCCAUGCCUGGCUUAGAUGGUGAUAAUAUCCCAUAGGUAGAGCUACAUCUCCUUUAAAAUUUAAUUCAGAAUCAUUUUAAAAAGUUACCCAAGAAUGCCAGGAUGGAAAGUGGUACUGUAAGGUGACUGCUAAAGAACUACCAGUCUUGCCCACAAUUCUUCAUACGAACAAUUAAUCUAACUUUCUAAGCGGUUUCUUGCUAGCAAGGCUUGGAAUUCUUGCCUCCCUGCCAUGAACUUGUAAUGUCUCGCAGCCCACAGCUGAUGGUUCCUCCAUUUCUAUUCCACUCGGUGCUCACCCUGUUCUUUCAACCCAAAUUUAUUUUGGAGAUCUGAUAUCUCUGAACAAUUACAUUAAUGUUAGUGUAGUGCAACUGCAAAGUAUGUAAGGUUUCAGAGUAACAUGUAAAUUAAAAUGGUUGAGACAAUGAGUAGUGAAGAAAAACCUGGAAUUUUGUUGAUAAACACAGAGAACAGUGUCAAACAUUUUCUACAGUAGAUACAAUUUGUAAUAUGGGACCCUAAAGCAGUGCCCAUUCCAUUUAGAAGAAUCGGCAAAUGCUCUAUUUUCAAAAAUUGGAGUCCUCUCUCUAGUUCAGGAAUGAUUGGUGGGUGUUGUCUAGUUUCCAUUAGGUCUGACUUCCUGAAUUGUAAUUAUAGCCAGACGUGGCACUGUGAUAUAUACACAUAUUAAUCAUGCAGAAAUGUGCAGGUGCAUUAACUCUGGGAUCUGAUCAACAUGACUGUUAGUAUAGCAUUUAUUGGCUCCCAUUACGAUCACCAGCACAAUGCCGGUGUUGUCAAUAUCUCUUUGAAUUAUAAGCAGACUUCCUCAGUAGGUCUUCUCUGUGCAGGAACUCAGCAUGAACAUGUGACUACUUACUAUUUCAGAUGUAUGUUUUUGAUACUUGCCUAAAUCCAAAUUCAGUGAUAGAGGCCUAUAAAUAUGUAUUAUACAUCAACACAUAUAUAUUUUGUUAUUUGUGCCUCUGUGUUCUUUUUGACUUCUUAUGUAUAGGUAAAGUUGAUUGACAAUUAUCCUUUUGCCAUCCUGUUACUAAAUUGCUACAUUGAUCUUUAACCUUACAGAUUUGGACUAUGGAAAAGAACAGUGAUUUGCGUGGAUUAGCUUCUAAAUUUAGCUGUAUCUUUUAACUUGCUGAGCAGCAUAUGAAGAUGCAGAAUUGGAUCAUUGUUCUGUCUAGCUCAAUAUAAUCUGGUUCAGGACUGAGAAACUGUUGCCCAUAUGGAGCUGAACUCCAGUGCCCAUGAUCUUUACCAUUACCUAAACUGGAUCAAAGAGUUCAUGGGUCCUAGGAGAUCCCAAUUAAUAAAAUGGGGACAGCAGACACCUCAAAUGUCUGUUAAUUAGAGAAGAGUCUUCCUCAAACUUCGCCUGGUAUUAAACUAAGGACUUAGUGCAUACAAAGUGUGUACAACUGAAUUUCAGGCUCCUAUUAAAUUUGGACAGCUGAAAUCACCUCAGUUACUCUCUACCUCAAUCUAGCAUGAAACGUUUGCAUUUCUACAUUAACUUUUCACAAUAGUGUUCAAUUUAGUAUAUAGCAAGAGCUCUAACUGUACGAUGAUUUCACAUAUUUAAGUGAAGUAAUGCACAAUAAUUUUUAAUAAAACAUUCUUACAAGGCAAA
Messenger RNA from Anolis carolinensis (green anole), 2943 nucleotides. RefSeq names its product biogenesis of lysosomal organelles complex 1 subunit 2 (gene bloc1s2). Gene Ontology annotation, cellular component: gamma-tubulin complex; BLOC-1 complex; BORC complex. The transcript is spliced from 5 exons. Gene Ontology annotation, biological process: endosomal transport; lysosome localization. Lineage: Eukaryota; Metazoa; Chordata; Lepidosauria; Squamata; Anolidae. The record is from RefSeq and is a predicted model, not a curated record. The coding region runs from base 45 to 509 and encodes 154 amino acids. Gene Ontology annotation, molecular function: gamma-tubulin binding.